UCCGGGCAUUAGGGCUGCGCAUGCACUCUGACUUUAGAGAUUCGCACGAGGCGACAUGGAGGGCUCAGCGAUCGACUCUCCCCAUGCCUCGGUCGCUAAGGCGACCACCACUGAGGGGCAAGUGGCUUCGACCGCUCUUUUACAGCUGGACAGAGAGCAGAUUAGAAAGGCCGUGGAAGUUCUGUUUAAUCAGUCAAAGUCCAAAAAAAACAACAAUGAAUUGCUGUUGAAUGUGCGCGAAAAUGUAUUUCUAAUGGUGAUAUUAUGGAAAAUUCCAGAGAAAGAACUUCGGGUCAAAGUAUCUUUGCCUCAUAGCAUUCUCACAGAAUCCUCAGAUGUAUGUCUGUUCACGAAAGAUGAAUAUGAUUCACCUGAACAGACAGAAGGCUUCUAUAAAAAGCUUUUGAAAAAACAUGGAGUUAACACUAUCUCUCAGAUUAUCCCUUUUAAAACUUUAAAAACAGAAUAUAAAGCCUACGAAGCCAAGCUCCGCCUCCUGGGCAGCUUUGAUGUCUUCAUUACUGACGAGAGAAUUCGACGGCAUUUGCCCACACACAUAGGAAGACAUUUCUAUCAGAGGAAGAAAGUUCCAGUAUCUGUGAACCUUCUGGCAAAGAAUCUGUUCAAAGAGAUUGACCGAUGUGUCACAGGGACCGUCUUAAACAUCUCUAAGCGUGGUUCUUGCAGUACGGUCCGUAUUGGUCACACUGGAAUGAAGACUCAGCACAUCGUUGACAACAUCAUGACUGUCUCAGAAAUGCUAUCAAAAAAGUUACCAGAGAAAUGGCAGAGUGUGAAACUCUUGUUCCUGAAAACUGAGAAGUCAGUUUCCCUUCCCAUCUUUUCUUCAUUUGUCACAUCUCAGGAUGAAAACAUGGUUUCCUUCCGCAGUGUGAAGAAACAAGAACUAAAGAAAAGGAAGUAUGAAAACGCAAAGUUGAAGAAGGAAAGCAAAAUGCUAAGGAAGAAGUCCAAAAAACCUGCAUCUCUUUCCACUCAAGGUGGGUUAGUUAGCAGUGCUCCAGCGAAAGGCCCAGGAACCCAGAAGGAAACCAGCAAGGCAAGCACAAAGCGGGAGGUGACCGAGGAGUGUGAAGAAGCGAUUCCACAGCUGGUGCCAAUAGGAGAAACUCCAGAUAAAGAAAAUGUGAAGAUGCAAGAAAAUAUCAGAGGGAAAAAAUCUCCAAAAUUGAAAUCUCAUCCAAAUACACCUCAGGGUAAGAAAAGGAAGGCCUUACUGGCUACAGAGACUCCAGAAGCCUCAGAUCCUGGGACCUCGGUAAAGAAGCAAAGAAAGGAUGUGCGGGAAUUCGGAAAGCUAGAGGCCAAGUCCUUCUCUAUUCCCGGGAAAUCUGGAAAGAAAGCUUCCAACACACCCAGAGACAAAAAACCCCAAGCAGCCCACUCAAACUAGAAUUAGUGCAUUGGCAUGAAGAACAUAAGAGGUGACCUUAGAGCUUUUCAAGACUAAUUAGACAGGGUGUGGUAGCACAGGCUGGAAUGCAGACAUAGGCAGAUGUGUGUGGGUUUGAGGCCAGCCUAGUUGUCUACAAAGGCAGUUGGGUCACCUGGGAUACCAAGAUUCACUAUUUAAAGGCUAGAUUUAAGUUCUGGGCUUGACCUGGGCAUAAGUUCUGGGCAUAACACUUGACCUGCAUGUGUAAGAUCCUGGCUUCAGUACCCAGAACUGUCAAACAAACCCACCCAACAAGAGUACUCUGCUGCUGAUUCCAUCACAGCCCUUCCCACAAGGACUCCUGGACUUAAAUAGGUUUGAGACGUUUCCAUGGGUGCUUCUGAGUUUAAUAUUACUGUUAUAGAAACUAGGGGUUUGAGACACCAAGAUAUUUUUAAAUUGUUUAGUGUAUUUGCUGAUGCUUCUGUAUGUUUACUUUUUUUUUAAUUAAACUAUUACAUCCCCUUCUGGGUAAAUUCA
This is a messenger RNA of Apodemus sylvaticus (European woodmouse), 1936 nucleotides long. RefSeq names its product ribosomal L1 domain containing 1 (gene Rsl1d1). Gene Ontology annotation, cellular component: 90S preribosome. NCBI's taxonomy places the organism in Eukaryota, Metazoa, Chordata, Mammalia, Rodentia, Muridae. The coding region runs from base 56 to 1414 and encodes 452 amino acids. The transcript has 9 exons. The record is from RefSeq and is a predicted model, not a curated record.